This is a messenger RNA of Micromonas commoda, 780 nucleotides long. RefSeq lists its product with no specific name. The transcript is spliced from 2 exons. Lineage: Eukaryota; Viridiplantae; Chlorophyta; Mamiellophyceae; Mamiellales; Mamiellaceae. The record is from RefSeq and is a predicted model, not a curated record. The coding region runs from base 1 to 780 and encodes 259 amino acids.
AUGAGCUAUCUCCGGAACCUGCGCAACGGCGACGAGGUCUACCUCGUCGGCACCGCCCACAUCUCGAGAAAGUCCGCGGACGAGGUUCGCAACGUCAUAAGGAGUGUUCGGCCCGACACCGUCUUCCUGGAGCUGUGCGAUGCCAGGGCUGCGGCCAUGCGGCGGAGCAUGUCGGGCAAAUCCGACGAAGGGGGGAUUCCAGAGCCCCUGCGACAGCUCCUCAGCGCCCUAGGCGCGCCCGGUGACCUCGGCGAGAAGAUGCUCGGCGCCGGGCUCAAGACGGUGUACAACAUGUUCCGAAUGAGCGGCAUGGACCCGGGGAAGGAGUUCAAGGUCGGCAUCGAGGAGUCCGAUCGCAUCGGCGCCAGACUGGUCCUCGGCGACCGCUCGCAGGAGCUCACGAUCAGGGCGCUCAGGGACGCGAUCACGCUGCCGGACAUCCUUCGCAUGAUUACCGGCGGGGGUUCGAUGCAGUGGAGGGACGUGGACCCACAGCUGGUGGAGAGGUUCAAACGUGUCGACUGGAACGACCCCGAGAGCGCCGUGGAGCUCCUCAAGACGCGCGAGGCGGUCAGGGCGCUGACGGGGCAGAUGCGGCGAGAGUUCCCGAGAGUCGCGAGCGCGAUGCUCGAUCAGCGCGACGAUCACAUGACGGACGGCCUGCUGAACAAGUGCAGCGGGCGGACGGUCGCGGUGGUGGGCAUGGCGCACAUGGACGGGAUAGAGUCCAGGUGGCGGGACGCGAUGGGCGGCGACGGAGGCGUCACCCUCAUAUCGUGA